Messenger RNA from Armigeres subalbatus, 4042 nucleotides. RefSeq lists its product as uncharacterized. Lineage: Eukaryota; Metazoa; Arthropoda; Insecta; Diptera; Culicidae. The transcript has 4 exons. The record is from RefSeq and is a predicted model, not a curated record. Gene Ontology annotation, cellular component: extracellular matrix. Bases 428 to 3241 code for a protein of 937 amino acids.
UAAGCGUGAACGGACGCGUUUCGGACAUAUGACUUUUCUGUUGUCGGCGAGAAGCAGCAGCAGCUGAUAAAGCUGACAGGAAGCUGUUCUAGCAACUCAUUUGCGAAAAAGUGAAGCGCUUGAAAUGUGGAAGAAACUGUAGUGACAGGGGGUGAAGAAAAUUCUACGAGGAAUUUAGUUCCUGGUUAUGGUGUGAAGAAUUAUUCAGUAACUAUCAAGUAUUAAAGUCGGUUGGACUGUUCUGGAAAGAGGAAGAAGUGAUUUCAAAAACAGUGAUCAGUUUUCUUCGUGACGUAAGAACGAUAGCCCUAGGAUAAGGGGAUCAAACUCCAACAACUUUGCUGGAUAACUCAGCUGUGCCAUCAGUAAUCGGAUUCUUCGGUUGGAGCAACAUCCAUUUCACCAAGUCGCUUUACAGGGAGAGAAGAUGAGGAAGUGCUAUUUUCUUCUGCUGCUUCCGGUAGUGUUUGGGACACGCCCGCCCGCUGCUGUUUUUGAGGACGUGUUUGAACUGGGAAGACCGAAUUAUGCCUUUCUGGCCAGUCCGAUACAUCAGAAUGGCAUGCAAGCCUAUCUGACAAAAAGGAACCGCCAGCUGGCGGACAACUCUCUGGCUUCGGCCGGUUCUCACUACCGUUAUCAAACCGCAGCAAGCGAACGCUACCAAAUCUACGAAGAGACCCAAAAUGAUCGCAUUCGGUUGGAGAAUCUGCAGAAGAUUGCCAACGUGCGCACCAAGCGGCUGGAUUCCAUCGCCUUGCCGCGCCAAUUCAGAAAGGUGGAAGUCGUUCCACGCGAGAUGUUCCGCUUUACGCUGGACGAUGCGAUGAUUAACCACAAGGAUCCGGAGGGACUGACCCGUGAGUCGAAGACGGUCAAGCGAAGGGCGAAGCGUGAGGAAGGUCGAACGGGCAAGCGGAUUGAGCCGGUUCCGCGAGAGGUUUUUCGGUUCGAAGCAAAGGAUGCCAUUACGAAGGCUCCGGAAACGGUUGCUAGCCAAGAAGUGAACGAUCAUCGCCGGAAGAAGCGAUCGGCUGAUCCCGGAGUUAACAAGGAAGGUAGAGAGACGGUAUCGUUUGAGCUUCGGGACGCUAAAACGCCAGAAAGAGAUGCUAAACUUUUCAGACAGCAAGUUAAGGAGGAGAAUCCGAACUUGAGGAUGCCUUUCAUGACUUCGGACACGUUCAAGAGAGGAUCAGUUUACGAUGAAGUCGUUGAGCGACCGGACCAUAAGAAACGGGAGACAAAGAAUGAUAAUAGAGAUGUUUCAAAGGAUGGCCUAGAUUUGAGCAUCGAAGAGAGCAGGCGAGUUAAGGUGAUGCGAGGUAACAAGAAAAAGAUGACGAAUUACGAAGAUCUACCUUUGGGUGUUCAAAAGGCGAUCGAUUUAGCAAUAAAAGAAAAUGAGCGAAUGAAUGUAAAGUCAGCUGAAGACCCAACUAAACCACCAAAGUACUAUUUUGGUGAUAAAAAGCCUAAAACAAAGAAACCUUUCAGCUCUACAACCGCUAAAGCAACUUUCCAACCCCCAAAGGAAGCUAAGUUUACUCCGAGCCCUCCAGUUGAAACUGGAUUCGUUCCAAGCAAAGCAGUGAAAAGUGAUUCCAGUGAAAAUUUGAAACCAGAAAAGUCCAAUCCUGCAACAUGGUGGGCUGCGUCAAAUUUGAAUCGUCCGAAGAGAUUGCAUCAGAAGGCGUCUUAUCCUCCACUUGUUAUUAGUCCUCAAUAUGUUAACACCUACAAGCCCACUAUGGAAACCUAUAAGAUGAAGGAACUUUCGCCAGGUUAUGAUCAUUCUCAUGAGAACAGCUACGAUUACGAAGCUCCAAAGGAAGUAGUGGUUCAAGACAAACCAAAGAUUCAAUACGUAAUUAAAGAAGUUCCCGUCCCCGUUCGUAUCAAAGAACCUCGCACCAAGAUCACUGUUAAGCCAACGAUCUCGAUCUCCUACGACAAAGAACCUUCUGGCCCGUCAGCCCCGCAGGAGACUGGUCAGCUUGAAUAUAACAAUCCCUAUGGACCUGUUGAACUCCGCUAUGAACAACCGAAAGAGCCCUUCCAAAGUCUUAAGAUUAUCGUUCCGGAUUCCAAAGAACAGUCGCAACCCUCCUACUACGAAGGAAAUCACGUAGAGCAGUCUCAUGCUCCGGAAUCAUCGCAUUCAAGCGAAAACUACGAAUCAACCGGAAGCAGCAUCGCCGCACUUUCUGCCCUCAUCGGCAAGCGACCAACUGUGCAACUGAAAGGUCUCAACGAACUACUCCAUAUGCCCGUUUCAAUAAGCGGCGCACAACCUCUGCAAACGAUGAAAACCAGAGUACGACCACAGGACAGCACGGCCCCGAUCAUGUUCCCUGUGGAAUCUUCCACUCCGGCGCCAACUCUUCCAAAGAAGACUACUGGCUACCGCAGUGUCAAGAUCGAAAACGGACCAAAGAUUGUGUACGAGGAUAGUCCUAACCCCAGCACUUUGUACCACACGGUGCAGAUGAAUCCUCAGCUGAAGGUUCCAAUGACCAAGGACUACACCCCGAUCAAGGAAGUCGUUUCGGACAUUUCCGACUCCGACAUCGUUGGUCCAACAAUUACCGCUCCUACUCAUGCUACGUACAUCGUCGGAUCGACGGCGGCAACUCCAACCGCCGAAUCCUUCGGCUAUGAGAGCGAGGCGAAGAGCCACGGAUCGGAUAGUUACCAUCAAGUGCAUGCGAUCCGCAGUACACCAAAAACGAUCGUUGAACCGAUUAGCGUUCACUAUGAGCCAAAAGAAUAUGACCAUAAGCAACACUUGCAUUAUCAGCCCCAACAGCAAUACGACAACUCGCCUGAGGCUCCUGAACACCAUCACCACGACUAUGAGGAACUGGGUCAACAUGUUCGAGCCGAAUACCACGGAUACCACGAAAAUACAGACCAACACGAUGAAGACAAUGAAGAUCACGACGAAACGGAAGGAUACGCCUUUGGCUACCGGGUUCGUGACUUCCACACCGGAAACGAUUUCGGUCACAUCCAGAACCGUGACAACGGAGUAACCCGCGGCGAGUACCACAUUCUUCUGCCGGACGGCCGAGUUCAGAACGUGCGAUACACGGCCGACGACAAGGGCUUCCACGCGGAAGUAAGCUACGAAAGCAUUCCAACACCACACGAAUCGGCGCCGUCGCCGUCGAUAGUAUUACCACCGUCUUCUGCGUCGUCGUCGCCGUCAUCGUCAUCAUCGGCGUCCAGUCACUCGUAAAUAAGUCCCCCUAAUAAGAGGACCGGUGUAAAUAGCAGCGAGAGCAAAUACGGCGUGAGAGGAUCGCGAUCAAAACUGGGAGGCGUAAUCGACUGCGCACUAAAGAGAGCUUAAGUACAUCAGCGAAUUGAAGGCGAGCGAGCUUCUGCCAGCCACCACAAGAUGGAUGUUGAACUAUAUCUAGAGAAAAGCUCUCGAUCUUCAUUCAGCUGCUUUGAAAGCGUUUCGUCGCGGAAUCCGUUUUAUUUCAGAUCGAUCAAGACUGACCUCACAUUGUCGUUCGGCGCUCUUCAGUGUUGUCGAAUUGAUUGCAUUGAUUAAGUAUUCUCAUUCGAUUCAUAUUGCUGUUAAACUUAUCUCGUUACACACAUCAUACUCCGAAUUCUUCAGUUUUCCGUUAGCCCGUAACUGUUAUUUAAUUGUAUUAUUUAAUUAUCUUUAAGUUCUAAUUCUAUUUCGAAUGUCUGAUUAACUGACGCACCAAAAUGUUGAUGUGAUUUAGGGACUUGUGCAAUCUUUUCAUUAUUUUAUAUUUCAUUUCCCAGUAAGAUCGAACGGACGAAUACUCAAUUCAUCGAAGGAAUUCAUUGUAGUUUGUAAGCGUAGGCGAAGUGAUGAAUCGAAAAGUAUUAUUGAUAAAUUUACACUGUAAAAAAUAGUGAGAGAAAAUGAGCACCUUAUAGUGUAAAUGUUAUCACCGUAUAGAUACUAAGCAAUUUAAGCCAAAAAGGACGUUGUACCUUGUUCACGGGAUGAAAAAUCGAAAAAGUUACAAUAAAAUUGUUGAUUGUUAUUACUGUU